AUGGGAUAAUGUGUAUGUUCUGAAACUGUACCUGUAAUAAGUGAAAUACCUCCACUGGCAUAUACUCAAAAGGCAGAAGUCAUAAAAGAGCACUUAACUAUUUCAGAUGAACCACUAAUACAAGAUGAUUUAGAUAAAAUGCAAUCUCAAACAAAGACAAGAUAAACAGAGUGUUCUUAAGUUUUCGAGUUUCACAAACCAAAUUGUAAGAUUGCUGUGUUGACAAAUGAAUUAUUCUAAUCUUCUUCUCAAAAAGUCAAGGUAUAAUAUAAUUAGAAUAAAGGAACUUCUAGGUAAAUUGGGAGCUUAUGAGGAUGAAUGUGUAGAAACAAGUAACCAAUAUGUAUAUGAAUUAAAAAAUGGGAGUUUAUAUAAAGGAGGGUGGUUAGAAGAUUAAAAGAGUGGAAAAGGUUAAUUAAUUGUUGUAAAAUUUAGUAGGAAUUGAAAUAAUGAAAAAUGGUUCUCUAUUUGAAGGUUAAUUUUGUCAAGGAUAAGCAAAUGGAAGAGGGAGAAUGUUAUAUUGUGAUGGUGAUUAUUAUAUUGGAGAUUGGGUUGAUGAUUAACGUAUAUGUAAAUGAUAAAUAUGAGAUCAUGGAUAUGGAGAAUAUUACCAUUAUGAUGGAUCAUUGUAUAAAGGUUAAUGGUUCUAAAAUUUGUAACAUGGUGAAGGAUUUGAAUUAUUUUGUGAUUAAUCAACAUAUAAAGGAAGUUUUUAAUUUGGGAAAAGAUCAGGAUAUGGUAUUUAUAGAUUUAGUGAUGAAUGUAUUUAUAAAGGUGAAUUUAAAAAUAAUUAAUUUAAUGGAUAUGGGUAUGAAUUAUAGAUUAUAUUUAGUAUUUUUAAUUGGGCAGAUGGUAGAGUUUAUGAAGGAGAAUGGAAAGAUGAUAAGAAAGAUGGAAAGGGUAAAAUGAUUUGGGCAGAUGGAACAAUUUAUGAAGGGGAAUAUAAAAAUGAUAAGAAACAUGGUUUUGGAACAUUAAGAUGGAGUAUUUAUGAUUGAAAUAUAGUUAGUUGAUAAUAGAUAAUAUAGUGGAUAAUGGGAGGAUGGAAAAUAGAAUGGAUUAGGAGAGUAUAGAAAUAUUUAAUAGGGUAAUAGAAAGGGACAUUGGAUAAAUGGAAAAAGAGUUUUAUGGUUAGAUUGA
Molecule: messenger RNA, 1140 nt
Organism: Paramecium pentaurelia
Lineage: Eukaryota; Ciliophora; Oligohymenophorea; Peniculida; Parameciidae
Source: the annotation of a GenBank genome assembly